Messenger RNA from Triticum urartu, 1493 nucleotides. Its product is annotated as ETHYLENE INSENSITIVE 3-like 5 protein. Gene Ontology annotation, cellular component: nucleus. The record is from RefSeq and is a predicted model, not a curated record. NCBI's taxonomy places the organism in Eukaryota, Viridiplantae, Streptophyta, Magnoliopsida, Poales, Poaceae. Gene Ontology annotation, molecular function: DNA binding; DNA-binding transcription factor activity.
UCGCCGAGCUCCGAACUAAAACAGACUUGUUACCUGUGCAGUGUCUAUGGAUCAGGGCACCCACAGUCGAUGGAGGAGUCCAUUUCCCGGGUCGCCCAUGGAGCGCGUGGACGCGCAUGGCGGUGGCCUCAAGGCGCUGGAGGUGGACGUGGAGCGGCAAGAGGAGAUAAUCGACUUCGAGGCAGAGCCGCCGGGCUCCUCUGAAUCGGUCGAGAUCCUCGACCUCAAGAAGCGCAUGUGGAAGGACCAGAUGCGCCUCAUGAAGCUCGAGGGCCACGCCGGCGUCAGGAGCGGUGCGCCGGCCCGGCGGCAGCUGGAGGACCAGGAGGAGGACGGUCCCGAGGCGCGGUGCCGGCGGAAGGCGAUGCUGCGCGCGCAGGACGGCGUGCUCCGGCACAUGAUGAAGAUGAUGCAGUCCUGCAACGCGCGCGGGUUCGUGUACGGCGUGAUCGACGAGGCCGGCGAGCCCACGUCCGGCUCCUCCGACAGCCUCCGCGGCUGGUGGAAGGACAAGGUCGUCUUCGACCGCAGGGGCCCGACGGCCCUGAGUCUAACCGGCAGCUCCGCCGCCGACGGUAGCAGCAGCCCGCUGGGGCUGGCCUCCUACCUCCACCGCCUCCAGGGCAUCCAGGACAACACGCUGGGCUCGGUGCUCUCGGCGCUCCUCCAGCACUGCGAGCCGCCGCAGCGCAACUUCCCCCUGGAGCGGGGCCUGGCGCCGCCGUGGUGGCCGACGGGGAAGGAGCCGUGGUGGGGCACGCAGGGCGAGACGCAGGCCCACCAGGGGGCGCCGCCGUACCGGAAGCCGCACGACCUGAAGAAGGCGUGGAAGGUGUCCCUGCUGAGCGCGGUGAUCAAGCACAUGAGCCCGCGCUUCGACCAGAUGCGCAGGCUCGUGUGGCAGUCCAAGCGGCUGCAGCAGAGGAUGAGCGCCAAGGAGUCCGACACCUGGUCCAAGGUGCUCCGGCAGGAAGAGGCGCUCAGCGGCCGGCUCAAGAGCUCGCUUCGGAUCACGCCCCUCGACGACGACCACGACGGCGAGGGGCUGGAGGACGGCCCGGAAGACGUGGCGCGUGGCCCGCAUGACAAGCGCAAGUGCGAGGACGCGCCCUGCGGCAGCUCGGGCGGGAAGUGCCGCCGCAGGCCAAGAGGCGGGAGCCGGGACCUGGCCGCGAUGGUGCCCGGGCUCGAGGCCGGAGUCCUCGCCGAGGAGAGCCAGGGCUCCAUCAACGAGCUCAUGGAGCUGUACUACAGCUGCCUGCAGGGGGGCGGUGCGGAGGAGAAACACGACGUGGCGAUGCAGGGAGCGCCGAGAGGCGUCGAUGAUGUGGCGCAGCAAUUCCUGAUGGAUGUCAUCGGGAGCUGCCCGGAAGUAGAUCAUGUGCUGCGCUUGAUGGAGGAGUGAUGUGCCUUGUGGGGAAAUGAAAUUAGUAAAGAAGAAGAAAAUUGGAAGAGAAUGGUGGGACAUUUCUAUAUUUGCACACAUCAGACAU